This is a messenger RNA of Diabrotica virgifera virgifera (western corn rootworm), 7184 nucleotides long. RefSeq names its product cyclin-C. The transcript has 4 exons. NCBI's taxonomy places the organism in Eukaryota, Metazoa, Arthropoda, Insecta, Coleoptera, Chrysomelidae. Bases 133 to 933 code for a protein of 266 amino acids. Gene Ontology annotation, biological process: positive regulation of transcription by RNA polymerase II. Gene Ontology annotation, cellular component: mediator complex; nucleus. Gene Ontology annotation, molecular function: cyclin-dependent protein serine/threonine kinase regulator activity. The record is from RefSeq and is a predicted model, not a curated record.
UAAAUGACACUGACAGCUGGCAGACCUAAGUGUAGUUCAAAUGUCCUAGCUCUGUUGUCACUAACAGCUAAAUAGUUGGUUUUAGUUGUAUAUAAUUUAGUUUGCAAUUUUAUUUUAAUUUUAAUAUAUAAUAUGGCUGGAAACUUUUGGCAAAGUUCACAUUAUCAACAGUGGCUCUUAGACAAACAAGACCUCAUUAGGGAAAGACACCAUGAUUUAACAAUUUUGGCUGAAGAUGAAUACCAAAAAAUAUUUAUAUUCUUUUCUAGCGUUAUACAAACUUUGGGUGAACAACUCAAACUUAGACAGCAAGUUAUUGCUACAGCCACUGUGUAUUUUAAGCGUUUUUAUGCUAGAAACUCUUUAAAAUGUAUCGAUCCGCUUUUACUAGCUCCGACAUGCAUUUUCCUUGCAUCUAAAGUAGAAGAAUUUGGGGUUAUAUCAAAUACAAGACUCAUAACAACUUGUCAAACAGUUAUAAAAAAUAAAUUUGGAUAUGCAUACACCCAGGAAUUUCCUUACCGCACUAACCAUAUACUAGAAUGCGAAUUCUACCUCUUAGAAAACCUGGAUUGCUGCCUAAUAGUCUAUCAACCUUAUAGGCCUCUACUACAACUGGUCCAAGAUAUGGGGCACGAAGAACAACUACUAACUCUCGCUUGGAGGAUAGUGAAUGACUCCCUUCGAACAGACCUUUGUCUACUCUAUCCACCGUAUCAAAUAGCUAUAGGUUGUUUACAGAUCGCCUGCGUUAUUUUGCAGAAAGACCAUAAGUCUUGGUUUGCGGAGUUGAACGUAGAUAUAGAGAAAAUACAAGAAAUAGCGAGGUAUGUCAUUAAUCUCUUUGAGUUGUGGAAAACCUACGAUGAAAAGAAGGAAAUACAAGGACUUUUAGCUAAAAUGCCUAAACCAAAGCCAGCUCCACAAAGAUAGAAUCAAUAAAUUUGUAGAUUUCUAGUUUUCACUGACAAUAAUAAUUUAUUUUUUCAAUUAAGGAUAAAAACAAAAGUUUCCAAUAUACAAGCAAAAAAAGAACCUUGGGAUGAUACGUGUACAUAAAUAUCACUCUCAUCCAUAAAACUCCUUCAGUUAGUCUGUUGAGCAGACAAUAUUAAUCAAAGUUUUCAGGGACUUUCAGCCCUCGGUAAUAAUGUAGUCUUUCAUUCUGAGUUUAAAUUUUUCAAAAAUAUUUAUUAGUUUUCUCAGGAUUCGAAAAAAAUGAAUACAAUUAAAACACAUUGAGAAUUUUGACAUGCGUCAAAAUUUUGCAUUAACUGAAUGUAAAAUUCUGAACUGUUGAAUUCUAGCUUCCCUAAUAAUUAGUUUACAUCAAAAGACAUUAGAAACUAUUUGUAGAGGAUUGAAAUCUGUAUUGGAAAUAACUGUUAAAGUUGGUCUACGUAAUUAAACAUAUUCCAAAAUUUUGUAAAAAUGUAAUAGGUACAUUUUAGUUCUCAGCCCAAUCUUAGGCCACACACAAUGCAAUAAUGUUCACAUUUUUGAACUGUCAAUAUUUUUUAUUUUAUCAUCUAUUGUUUAAAAACAAUACAGUUGAUAAGAUACCCUCAGUUGCGGAGAAAGGAUUAAUAAUAAAGAUUUUUUUAUUCAGUCAAUGGUGUGAGCACUGUCAGUUAAAUAGUAACGUGUGGCCUUACUUUUACACGCAUACCUAUUGUGGCAAAUGUAUCAUAUUUUUCAAAAUUUUGGAAUGCAUUUAAAUCAUAGAACAAUUUUAACUUUUGAUUUUAAUACAGAUUUUAAUUCUCUACAAGUAUUCUCUCAUGACUUUUGAUGUAAAAUAAUUAGGGAAGCAGGAAUUCAACAAUUCAGAAUUUUACAUCGAGUUUCCUAUGGCCCUUUUUACGAUUCAUCACCCGGUAUAAGAUAAAAUGUGUACUAUUUGUCUAGUUAUUUCAUAAUAACACAAAUAAUACACAUAUAUACACAAUAACACACAUUCAAUGAUCGAAAAUCAUUUAAAAAUAUGGGAAUGUAAACUCUUGUGACGUAAAGUCAAAAAUAUAAGUCUCCCCACCACCGUCGGCAAGACAACCGUAAUAAAGUCUAAUAACCGUGAUCCCAAACCCUUUUUUCAGUGCGUCAUUUAAUUUUGACGUUCUAUAAGCUUUUAUUGUCACGAAUCACUGCAUGACAUUUUAGUUAAAUCUGACAGUUGUCAGAAUAAUUAUAUUUAUGUUUAUAUAAAUAUCAAUUUGCCAGAAUAUUAAUAUUUAAAAUAUUUUAAGGAAAAAAUAAAUAUAGAAUACAAUGUCCGAAUAUACCAAUGACAUAAAAUAUUUAUAUUUACGUCGUUGACAAAUAUCUAACCUAGAAUUGCAAUUGUCAUUUUAUCCAUUAACAUUGUGAAAGUAUUGUCACGAUAGAUUACUUUUGUUUCAAAUUAUCUUUCUGUCUUAUUCGCAUCAUGGAUUGGUUAUCUAUUUAGAGUAUUGUAAGGGUCAACCAAGUAUACCUCUAUAAGUAUGCGUCGCCUUUAAUAUAGAAAUACCCUUCAACGAAUACAUAAUUUUCAAAAUUCUAUAUAUAAUAAUCACGGACGUACGUUUUUUUUCCGUCACUUCGAGCUUAAUGCGUUAGAGCGAAUUCGACAAACUAUGACGCUCUGAAAGAAGGGCUUGGGAUAAACUGUAUUAAUUUUUUUGCUGAUUAAAUACAUUUUGACUGGCUGGAAGUGAUUGAAUUAUAAUUUAAAAACCAAAAAAAUAUUUACAUGCACUUUAAUAACAAAAUAAAACUACAAAAGUUGUUGAUACACUCCCAUUAUGCACGAUUAUUCUUAUUUUCUCAAAGAAAGAAGUGUGCCUUUCUCAAUGAAAGAAGUUGAGCUAUUAAUAGUGAGAGGUAGGAAUCUUUAUAUUAUAUGUUUCCAACAAUGAAUCUGUCAAAAUAAAAUAAGCUGAGCGAACUGACUAUAUAAAUUCUUUGAUGAUAAACAAUAUUUCUAUUGGCAUUUAGAUAUUCUUUUAGUGUAUGACGGAAAUAUUUUUCAGAUAACCAAAAUAUAGGUCUUAACCCGUUCGCUGCCGAUCGAAGAUGAUGGAACUUAUUUUGUGGGCCAUUUUGUGGAACUGCACCUGACAGUCGUAAUAAUAUCACUCGCUGGCGUGUGAACGGCACCUCACUGAGGUAACCAUAUAACGCGCUGGCGCGUGAUGAGCAGCGAAUGGGUUAAGCGGUUAAAAGGACUUUUAUCAUUUUACAAUAAAAAAAGUUAUAUGCAAUAAUAUCAGAGUCCAAAAUAUAGGCGUCUACUGUAAGUACAAUUAACUCGGAAAAUAUCGACCGCACAAAAAAAAUUGUUAAAAGGACAUUGUAAUAUAUUGUAAAUGCGAUUUAUUUGGAACAAUUUCAGUUCCUAACAUUUUUGUCACAAAGUUAAAAAUGGCGGAGAUAUUGAACAAAAACAACUGCUAGACGACCAAAAAAAUGAAAGAGAUAAAAAUUGUAUAAAAUUUAAUUGUCUUCAUUUUUGUAUAGGUUCAUUUUUGUCUUCCUCUUCUUCAGGUGCCAUCUCCGCUACGGAGGUUGGCAAUCAUCAUAGCUAUUUUAAUUUUUGAGGCAGUAGCUCUAAAUAGUUGUUUUUAGCUGCAUCCAAACCAUUCUCUGAGGUUCUUCAGCCAUGAAAUUCGUCUUCUACCGAUGCUUCUUCUGCCAUCUAUCUUUCCCUGCAUUAUGAGUCGCAGGAUGCCAUACUUCUCGCCCCGCAUCACAUGUCCGAGAUACUGUAGUUUUCUUUCUUUAAUUGUAAGUUCAACUUCCUUCUCUUUACCUAUUCUUCUCAGUACUUCAUUGUUCGUAACUCUAUUUACCCAGGAAACCCUCAUAAUUCUUCUAUAGGUCCACAUUUCAAAGGCGUUAAGUUGUCUCAUUGUCUCUACAUUUAACGUCCAUGAUUCCAGUCUAUAGUAUAGUACACUAUAUACGUAACAUUUUGUUAGGCGUACUUUAAGAGCGUACAUUUUUGUCGUAAAACUAAUAAUAAACGAGAUAACUCAAUAAUUCUGCUCUGUUACUAUUUUCCCCCAUUACUUGGAAAAUAUCGACCGCACAAAAAAUGUGUAAUAAAUAGUGUGACCAACUAGCCCGAAAAAUCCGAGACAUGGUCCGAAUUACGAGGUCGUGUCCCGGCGUCCCGGACAAGGCUUCCGGGCCAUCCGAAUUUUCAACGUUCAAAUUCUAUUUUUAAAUUUUGAAUACGUUAUACUUCUAAGAAUUCUAGAGUGUAAAAUACCACAUUCAAAACGCAUGCAUUUUAUUUCGUGGUAUUAUAGUCCUACGAAAACUCUGGACUUUUUCCCGUUUCCGUAUUUUAAUUAUCGUCUUCCGAAAAGACGAUUCAAAACCAUGAAUAUGUAAUAAUGAUAAUUAUAUUUUUAUAUUAACCUAAGGUUCUAUUUACAUGGAAGUCCAACAUCAGUUGAUUUUCUAAUUUUUUGCUUUUUUGAGGACGAUUUCCGGAAAGGAAGUCGAAACGUCAAAAACUAACAAAAAUGUGAUUAUCAUUACAACCCAUCCGAUCAAAAAAAAUUUUGUCAACAUAAAAAUGUUAAAUAAUCAAAUCUUAAGGUUCUAUAAUAUUUAAAAAAAAAAUGGCUCGAUUUUCAUUGAAAAAUCCCUUCAGGUACUAUUUUUCAGCCAUGUCCCGAAUUCGACUGAAUUGGAGUUGGUCACACUACUAAUAAAAGACAUUAUAGAAAAUCAUAUUUUCAACAAUUUCAGUCGUCACACUUUUUGUCUAAAAGUUGAAAAUGACGGAGAUAUUGAGCAAAAACGGCUCUCUUUAAAUUCAACAUGGCGGCUAACGCAAAGGCGGAAUUCAUUCGCGAUUUUAAAUUUACACUACUAUUGACCCCCUAAAGAUUAGAAAAAUUAAAUUUUGGACAUCUUGGCAUGCAAGGUCAAGGCUGGCUGGACUAUAUAUUUUUGACUCGGAUAUUAUUGCAUGUAAUUUUUUGUAUUGUAAAAUGAUAAAAACCCUUUUUUAAUAGGGAACUUGCAUAAAAUUUUAAAUUCGAAAAAAAGGUAUAAAUCACAACAUGACAUAAUUUAGAACCUGUAUCAAAGAUAAAAAAGUUUUGUUUGUCUUUCGUUUGGCCCCUAAAGACGACUAAAAAUUCAACUUAUACCAGCCACCCCAAAACGCGUCGUGACGUCACAGGGUUGUAUGUUUACAUUCUACACCAAUAGACGGCUGGAGUGUGACGUCACGGCCAACUGCGGCUAUAUUCAGUGUUAUUAUCACUUUCCAAACAAAGAUUGUAAACACGUUGAAAAGAUAGAUUUUACCGAAUCUCAAGACUUUUUAAUUAGUAUAAAGUUAAAAUUUUGCUUCCUGUGCUAUUUUUUAUGUUUAAUUAUAGUGUUUUUUUAAUUUCACUACCUUAAUUCGGUCUCCUAGGCGUUACUUCACCCAUACAUACAUUUUAUUGCUAUUUAUAUAAAACAUCAUGCUUUAUUAUUUACAAAACCUUGUAAAAUUGUUAUUGUAACUAUAACAAUACUUACAUAUUGCAAAAAACGGAAAUAUUCUGUGUAAAAACUGAAAAAACAUACUAAACAACGUUUGUUUGGAAAGGUUUGGUAAAAAUCUGACAUAUAUGUCAAUAAAAAUUGACACUUCUACGUCAUCACUCCGGCCGUCUAUUGUAUAUAUAAUUUUAAAUUAGACAUUAUAAACGUCAGUAAAAAAUACAGUUAUGUGACGUUAAAAGUGUUUUUGAUCGUUUGAACUAUUCAUAGAAAAUUUGUACUUUUACAAAAUGGUUUUAUUUUCAAUAGUAAACCUCCUUUCCUUCAAAAACUGUAUCAAACUCCAAUCUCAACAAACUGGUAUAAUAUUACAACAACAUACGAUAAAUGUCAUUAGAAUAUAAAUAUUUUUCCUUUAUUCCCCGACGACGAGAUGACCAAAUACCCAAGUAGGUGGAGGCCAAUAAACUAAAGAAGAAAAAUAUACGUAAAUAUAACCAUAAACAGAACCACAUAGUUAAACUCUGUGACGUCACGGGUCGUUUGAACUAUUUUAAGAUAAAGAAGACUUUAAAUUUGUACUUCUAAGUUAUAAUUUUGUAAAUCUCAUUUUUAUACAAAACUGAACAUUAUUAUGUAAUAAAAAAAAAAUGUGCAAGUUCCCUAUUGAUACUUUCUGAUAAAAUAUACAAAUUUAUUUAAAUAAAUACCAAAUCACUGUUAAAUUGCUUCAAAUGAUAUUUAAAGCACUUAAUUUUUUUAUGUUGCGCAGAAUCUAUGCAUCAAGUUUCAGAUAAAUCGGAGACCAAAAAUUUUUUUGUAUCUAAAUUGAGUGGUUUGAAAUGGAAUCGCCCAUAAAAAUUUUAUAUUUUAGUAUUACUUAUUGUAUAUCUAUGUAAUAUUAAUAUUAUUUAUAAUUUAAGCAUAUUAAAGUCAGAAUUUGGUAUUAGUUUUUUUUUUUUUUUUUUUUUGAAGGUAGAUUAAAUGUAAGGCCAAAUACUUACGAUGUCAGGAUAGUAUCACGAGGUUUUUUCCUGGUUUUCCCUCGUGAUUUACUACGAAAUCUCUAACGCGAGAAUUUUACUGUCAUCGUUGCAUUUGGUUGUCUUUUUAAAGACAGAUCACAUGCUAUGAUUUUUUUGCGACGGAUAUUCUUGAGUUGGGAUUGAUUUCAUGUAAUCGAAUGAACUAUCUUUUAGUAAAGUCGUCCCAGGAACGCAACUCAUAAAUAUUGGCGAUAUCAUUUUAAAGUCUUCUACUUUAAAAUGUAUAAUAUACGUCUGAAUUGCCAAUAUAAAUGAGUCAGAUUAAAUAAAUUAUUAGAAGAAUUUUUUUUAUUAAGAAAUAGGUUUGUUUUAUUUUAAUAGUAUUUUGUAUUUUGACAACGAAACCCGAUUUGGGCUUCGAAACGUUAAUAAAUUCAUUUUUUAGUAAAAUUGUGGCUUAUUUCCCAUAAAAAAAAUACGUAAUUAUAAAUAUUUGAGUUUAUUGUCAUUGGAAACUAUAAGCAAGUAUUACAAUUGUACGCUUAAUUUUAAUUUUAAAUAGGGAUUUGGACUGACUAUGAAUCUGAUCAAUAUUUUUUAAAUAAUUGUAAAAUUUGAUGAGUCAUAAUCCUGUGUGGGUCUGAUUGUUUUUAAUAGAACUUUUUUUAAACAGUGUAAUAUUUCUAGUAAUAUAAAUUUCAAUUGAAA